Funneliformis geosporum is the source of this 137-nucleotide messenger RNA. NCBI's taxonomy places the organism in Eukaryota, Fungi, Glomeromycota, Glomeromycetes, Glomerales, Glomeraceae. The record is from the annotation of a GenBank genome assembly.
UGGCUCAAGCGGUCACAGUGGUCGUAGUGGUGGAUUAAGAGGUCGUGGUAGUCGUGGUGGUGGAUCAAGAGGUCGUAGCAGUCGUGGUGGUGAAUCAAGAGGUCAUGGUGGUCGUGGUGGUGAAUCAAGAGGUGGUC